AUAAAAUAUGUUGCGAUCAACUCUACUGAAAAACUCACCUAUCAAGCGUACUUUCACCCCAUCUCUCGCCGCUGUUCGACCUUAUCAUCAAAAGGUGAUUGAUCAUUAUGAACGACCGAGAAACGUCGGAACACUCGAUAAGAAAGAUAAAUCUGUUGGCACUGGACUGGUUGGAGCUCCAGCAUGCGGCGAUGUCAUGAAGCUACAAAUUAAAGUCGACGAAGUGUCGGGAACCAUCACCGACGUCAAGUUCAAGACCUUCGGCUGUGGCUCAGCCAUUGCCAGCAGCUCCUACAUGUCCGAACUUGUCAACGGCAUGACGCUCGACGAAGCUGGCAACGUCAAAAACACUACCAUUGCUAAAGAGCUCAGUUUACCCCCCGUCAAACUCCACUGUUCCAUGCUUGCAGAAGAUGCUAUCAAAUCAGCCAUAUCCGACUAUAAGAAGAAGCGUACGAGUACCCAGUAGGUCAAGCGCU
Umbelopsis ramanniana AG is the source of this 479-nucleotide messenger RNA. RefSeq lists its product as uncharacterized. The record is from RefSeq and is a predicted model, not a curated record. Gene Ontology annotation, biological process: intracellular iron ion homeostasis; iron-sulfur cluster assembly. The coding region runs from base 8 to 469 and encodes 153 amino acids. The transcript has 3 exons. Lineage: Eukaryota; Fungi; Mucoromycota; Umbelopsidomycetes; Umbelopsidales; Umbelopsidaceae. Gene Ontology annotation, molecular function: 2 iron, 2 sulfur cluster binding; ferrous iron binding. Gene Ontology annotation, cellular component: cytoplasm; mitochondrial matrix.